This is a messenger RNA of Limulus polyphemus (Atlantic horseshoe crab), 1708 nucleotides long. Its product is annotated as probable Xaa-Pro aminopeptidase 3. Bases 10 to 1593 code for a protein of 527 amino acids. Gene Ontology annotation, cellular component: mitochondrion. NCBI's taxonomy places the organism in Eukaryota, Metazoa, Arthropoda, Merostomata, Xiphosura, Limulidae. The transcript has 5 exons. The record is from RefSeq and is a predicted model, not a curated record. Gene Ontology annotation, molecular function: manganese ion binding; metalloaminopeptidase activity.
AUAUUCAAGAUGGCGCAAACCGGUAUCAUAAGAUUUGGUUUUCUGAACUCUCACUUUCUAUUAAAUUUGUCUCUUCGAAAUGGAUGGAAAGAAUGUUCUCGAGAUCUAUCUAAGAAAACUUUUGCACUUUGCCAGUUUUGUUCCACAGCAUCAUCAUCUCAAGAAAAACAACAAAAUUUUCCACAAACCUAUGGGCAGAUAACAUCAAGAACACAUCCUGAUAUCAUACAAGAAGGUCAGGUUACACCGGGCCUCACAAAAAUUGAGUUUCAAGAUCGUCGUUUUAGACUUAUGGAACUAAUACUACAGCAGUUUCACAGAUUGAAGAGAAAUACUAAAAAUCACCUUGUUGUUAUCCCUUCUGCUUCCAAAGUAUUUAUGUCGGAUAAAAUUCCGUAUCCAUUCCGUCAAAAUACAGAGUUUCUGUAUCUUACCGGUUUUCAAGAACCGGAUAGUGUUCUAUUAUUACAGAAUGCACCAGAUAAAAAUCUGCCUGAGCAUGUUUCGACUCUGUUUGUUCCCAAAAAAAAUAACCACAUUGAAAUGUGGGAAGGACCUCGCACGGGUACUGAAGGUGCAGUCGAGCUUCUGGGUGUUGACUGUGCUUAUAGUAUGGAGGAACUUGAAAACUUUUUACAAGUAUAUGCUCGUAGCCAUCAUAAUUUUGUUCUUUGGUAUGAUUUUCUUAAUCCACCAUUACCAAAUGUUAAUGAACUUUUAAAAAGUUUUAUGUCCAGUUUGCAUCAUACAGAAUUUGAGUCUCCAAUUCCUUUAAUUCAGCAGCUUAGGUUAAUCAAGUCAGAAUCAGAAAUCAAGCUCAUGCAACAUUCAGCAGAAAUAGCAUGCGAAUCAUUGACGGAAGUAAUGAAAUCAUCACAUCCCGGAGUAAAUGAAACUCAGUUGUAUGCCAAGAUGGACUUUGAAUGUAGGAUACGGGGAGCAGAACGGCUAGCUUACCCACCUGUUGUGGCUGGAGGCUCUCGUGCUAAUAUCAUUCACUACAUUGCAAACAAUCAAAGGAUAUUACCAGGGGAUAUGGUACUAAUGGAUGCAGGUUGUGAAUAUCAUAGUUAUGCUAGUGACCUGACUCGGACGUGGCCAGUUAGUGGGAAGUUUACCUGUCCACAGCAAGAUCUGUACGAAAUAGUUUUAAUAAUUCAGAAAGAGCUAAUUGAAUUGUGUUGUGAAAUGUCCAACCUUGAUCAGUUGUUUCACACCAUGUGCCAACUGAUGGGAACAAAACUUCAAGAACUGGGACUUGUUUCAGGAAAACUGGGGAAAAUUGAACUUGCAAAGAUAGCCUAUAAUUUCUGUCCACAUCAUGUUAGCCACUACCUUGGAAUGGACGUACAUGACACUAGAAUUAUUUCUUGUGAUUAUAGUAGUAUUUACUUACCUGGUUCGACAGUGAUAACCAUACCAGGAAUUUAUAUAAAACCAGAGAACCAUCAAGUGCCAGCUCAGUAUCGAGGAAUGGGCAUUAGGAUCGAAGAUGAUAUUCUGAUCACCGACGUAGGACCUGAAAUACUAACAUCACGUUGUCCCAAAACUAUUGCUGAUAUUGAAAAGAUUUUUGGAGUUAAGAAACUCUAACUUUUUUUAUACAUUCAGUUUAUCUUAACUUUCAGAAGGCAUCUGUAAAUGUAUUGAUACUCAGAUUCAGUCAGUUAUGCUAAGUACAAAAAUAAAUGUCUGUACAGUGUAAAGA